Messenger RNA from Schistosoma turkestanicum, 1693 nucleotides. NCBI's taxonomy places the organism in Eukaryota, Metazoa, Platyhelminthes, Trematoda, Strigeidida, Schistosomatidae. The record is from the annotation of a GenBank genome assembly.
CAGCGGCAUAUAGUGGUUGUCGUGGUUGUUAGAUCUAAAGGCGUGCCCGGUUGUUUGAUUGCCAUCAGAGUGUGGGAUAACACACCAUGGCGGAUGCUAGAACAGCUGAAAAAGACGAACAACAAAAACAAAACACACCACGCAAGGUGAUGGAAGAGCGAGUCAAAGGUGUGGUCAAGUGGUUUAAUGUGAAGGCGGGAUAUGGCUUCAUUAACCGUUUGGACACAUCUACUGACAUAUUCGUACACCAAUCGGCAAUUUCACGUAACAAUCCAGAAAAGCUUCAGCGCUCACUCCAGGAAGGUGAAGAGGUUGAGUUCUAUGUCGUUGAAGGUGACAAGGGUGAUGAAGCAUCCGAAGUCACGGGACCUGGAGGUGAGCCUGUCAAGGGGAGUGUGUACGCAACUUUGCGUGGACGUGGACGAAGUCCGCGAGUAUUCAACAUGCGUGGAAGAGGUCGUGGAAUGGGACCUGGUGGGUUCUCUAGCAAUCAGGAUUUCGGGCCCUAUUAUGGCCCUCGAGGUCGCGGACGCGGUCGUGGAGGUUCAGAAAUGGUGAGUCUUCAUUGUUUGGAAUGUAGUCUGCGGUGGGUCCAUGAAGGUAUUUACUGUCGAACUUGAUAUAUUCCAUGGCAACAAAUCUACCUAUAAAUAGGUGGCAUACCAAGUUAUAUAUAACUGGUCCGCAUUUAUUCUUCAGUCAUUGACUUGAUGAUAUCAUUAAGUGACCUUGCUUGCGCCUGCGUUUAACAAGGGUCAAUGCUUCACGCAGCAGUGAGUGUUUGGUCCAGCAGUCUGAUUGUCCGAAUACCUGGAUCUUAUUUCAGUGGAUCGAAAGAGUUGAUCGCAGUACUAGUUUCGCCAUGUAGAUAUUCUUGACAGUCAUUUCGGUUUCCGGUCAUAUUCACAGUAAAGUGGUUUCUCACUCUGUACCACUUCCUAGUUAUCGACUUAACUCUUUUUCAACUUCAGUACGGUGGUGGUUAUGAAUUCAUGGAUCGUGGUGGAAGAGGUCGUGGGUUCCGUGGGCGUGGAAGGCCUCGUGGCCGAGGAUUCAGAGGAUCUGGUGGGUUCGAGUCUCGGGGUCGUGGUGGUCCUCGUGGAGGAAGGGAUAAUUAUCACAACGGAGAUGGCUCACCGGAUAUGCGCGAUGCGUAAAGUGCUCUAAUCAUCUUAUUCUGAACGAUGUUUUAAAAGUACAUGUAUUCUGUCAGCAUUCGUAUAUGCAUGUCUACGUCUAUACCCAAUUGUUUAAUUAUCCAACUUGCAGCACACUGGAUUGGCUCUUGUCUUUAUGGUAUUUCGAAUGUACACCAACUUUUCCCUUCCUCAGUUUCGGCGUCUAACUGGUCAACCUUUGAAUUCAGAGUUCCUGUGGAUAUUCAACAUGUUUCAUUCGAUCUUACAGCCUUAGCUUUCUGUGCUUUCCGAUGCAUUUCUAGCCAAUCAGGGCUUUCCACCUUCACUUGACUACUUUUCUACUGUUUCAUAUCUACUUACACUUCCGUUUGCUAAUUGCUUGAAGACUCGGACAAUUUGUAAAGAUUAAAGAUCUGACUCGUCAUCCAUUGGUGAUUGUUCUUUCCUGUAGAAUGUGCAUUCUUCUGUCAUCUUGUGUGGAUAUCUAGUGCUGUAUGGUUUGAAUUUUCGUAAUCAAAUAUGCAUUUUGAUACUUAAUAAAAUUCCUUUAGAGU